Messenger RNA from Paramormyrops kingsleyae, 1285 nucleotides. RefSeq lists its product as uncharacterized. NCBI's taxonomy places the organism in Eukaryota, Metazoa, Chordata, Actinopteri, Osteoglossiformes, Mormyridae. The record is from RefSeq and is a predicted model, not a curated record.
AAAGCAUCUCUUAUGGAAGCAGUUGGGAAACCAGACAGUUGUUUUCUCGUUUUUGGCAGAGAAGCUGAGAAUGGACACAAGUCAGUGGGCUUUUCAGAAUACGGCAACGAUAAUAACAGUCUCCACACUUACUACAUAAGUAUCGUCAUCCGUUACGGACCAGUUUUCUGUCGUUCACCUGUGAACGGGAUUUGUCAGCAGUCCGCAAGUGUAUAAUAAAGCUGAAGGAGCUGAGAACCGGAAAGCACAUGGAGAUCGGAGGCGCUCUGGUGCUCCUGUGUAUCAUCAUCUGUACUCCAGGCUGUGAGGCUGAUCCCUGCCAACCUUCUGUGAAAGGCAGUCGAACGACACUCAACGUAACAGAGGGUGCCAAAGCUAAGAUGCAGUGUAUUGUCGAACAUUGUGGGGAAGCCCACUGGAGUGGGGGCUGGGGGCGGAUUCUCAAGUCAUUCGUUGUCCUACAGCCCACCCCCAGACACGAACUUUACAACAGCACCCUUUCAGCAAACAUUACCAUGCUCUUUCUCGAGAUCCUCAACACCAACCUGUCAGAUGCAGGGCUAUACCAGUGCAGAGUCAAGAUGAGUACACAAACCAUGAAUGGUCAUGUGACAACCCUGCAUAUCACUGAUGCAGUGGCAGGGGAGAAGGUGCGGUCCAGGGUAGCCGUGUACCUCGGGGUCUGUGUCUACAUCCUUCUCAUCCUGGUGCUCACCUGUUUCCCGAGCCCUGCCUGUAGGAAGUCCUGUCACCCAAGGAACCUUCCGGAAGAGCAGCCUCCAGAUGUCACAGCACCCGGGACGGCUCACCUGAAGGGAGAGGUGGUCUACACCUCCGUUCUGCUGGACAGCGGUAGGACUGCAGCCAGACAGGAACACCAAGAGAGAGCACCUCCUACGGUAUAUUCCUCCCUGCAAUUCCCACUGAGACAGUCCCACAUGCCUCAGCUAAAAAAGGAGGUCCUGUAAUUGAGUGGCUGAACAGGAAGUACCGAGAACCUGCAAGAGCAUGAAUGGACUGUGAUUGGGUGACUGAACAGGAAGUACUGGGAGCCUGGAACAGCAGGAAUGGACUGUGAUUGGGUGACUGAACAGGAAGUACUGGGAGCCUGGAACAGCAGGAAUGGACUCCACAGCACAGACUGUAUGGGACCUGUAGGCUGCCUAUCUGAUGUGUUGAUGAGGAUCCAGAAUUCAGCCACGUUUCUUCAUCAAAAGAAAACUCUAGCUGUAACUCACUCUGCACGAUGCCAUGGUGAAUGUAAAAUAAACAAAGAUGUCCACCA